Thecamonas trahens ATCC 50062 is the source of this 2931-nucleotide messenger RNA. RefSeq names its product resistance-nodulation-cell division superfamily protein. The coding region runs from base 1 to 2931 and encodes 976 amino acids. The transcript has 2 exons. The record is from RefSeq and is a predicted model, not a curated record. Gene Ontology annotation, cellular component: membrane. NCBI's taxonomy places the organism in Eukaryota, Apusomonadida, Apusomonadidae.
AUGACGUGCACGUGGUUCCCGCGUGCGAUCGUCAAGCAUCCGUGGCUGGUGGCCGGCAUCUCGCUCGGCAGUGUCAUCCUUCUCGGCGUCUUUGCGCUGGCCGUGUUUGGCAUCGAUUCGGGCGGCGGCGAUGGGACAGGCAUGUUCCUCGCUCUCGGCGAUGCCAUCGUCCGGCAGGGUCUUGCGUAUGAGGCCAUCCUCAAGUUCUCGCAGGAUGGCGUGGUCAUCCCGCAGCAGAGCGAGGCGACCGAGAGCUUGGUCGUCUUCUUCUCGGCGCACUCAGGGCGAGCGUUCACACCUGAAGGCCUGGCGGCGAUCCGCACGGCACAGAGGCGGUUGAUGAGUGUGGCGCAGUACGAGGACUUUUGCCUCCGCGACUCGGCGAGCGGCAACUGCACGGCGCCGGUCUCACCGCUGCGGAUGUUCUACACCGACGAUACAGGCGAGGGCGAGCCGCGAUGCGGCGGCGGCGAGCUCGAUCAGGCGUGCAUCGACGGGAUUGUGCGGGCGCAGCUCGACGGCAAUGGGACGGUGGUGGGCGAUAACAAGGUGUUCUUCUCGCGGAUGUUCUCGCCGACAACGCUCCGCAAUCCGGUCACCCGGCUCAUCAUCCAGUUUGGCGGGCCGCUCAAGGGCUACAGCUCGCGAUCAGACGGCGAGGACGCACAGGAGGAUGCGUUUAAGACACUGAUGAAGGAGUACGUGCAGGUGUUCAAGGAGCUCGACAACAACGGCGCGGUCUCGGGCUACUAUAAGGUCAAUCACCUCGGGUCGACCAUCAUCUCGCUCGAAGUCGUCUCGUACAUCAUGGGCGAUCUUCUCCUCGCCAUGGGCUCUGUCGUCCUUGUCUACGCCUUUAUGGCGUACUUUACCUUUUCGCCGCUCCUCGCCGCCAUGGGCCUCCUCCACAUCCUCUGCUCCUUCUUUGGCGCCUACUUCCUGUAUCGGGUGGUGUUCCAGAUCAAGGUCUGGCCGCUGCCUGCCGUCCUUGGUUUCCUCCUCCUCUUUGGCGUCGGCGCCGACGAUGUCUUUGUCUUUGUCGACGCGUGGAAGCAGGUCUCCCACCUGCCGGCGGCCAUCACCUCGGAUCCAGUUGCCCGCAUGACGGUGACGUACAAGCGUGCGGCGUCGGCCAUGUUUGUCACCUCGUUCACCACCUUUGUGGCCUUUGCCGCCACUGCGGCCUCGCCGCUCCCGGCCAUCGCCUCGUUCGGCAUCUUCUCCGCCGCUCUCAUUGCCGUCAACUACUUGCUGGUCAUCACCUGGUUCCCGGCCAUCGUCUGGCUGUGGUCGAAGCACUGCGCUCACCGGUGCUGCUUCCGCGCCACCGAUCGGUUUGCGGCGACCCAUGAGCUGACUGCAGACCAAGACGGAGUGGAGCUCGAGGAGCAGGAGGAGGAGGCGAGCGGCCCAAGCUCAGGCUCGGGCUUUGGCUCGGCCACGAGCGAUGCGGAGGCGACAUCGCCGCAUGGAUCAGACGACGAUGGGUCGGUCGUCGGCGAGCACGCGCACAACAUCGAGAACAUGCGGUUCAUGGAGCGGUUCUUCCACAACAUCUACGCGCCGCAGCUGUUCAAGAUCCGGUGGGGCGUGGUGGUGGUCUUUGUCAUUGCACUGGGCCUCUUCAUUGGGCCUGAGAACGGCCUGCCAUCUGGCUCGCAGGCGCACGACGCAGUCGAGCUCAACGAGAACGCCUUUGAUCCCGACCCAGCGUCCGAGGUCAACACCAUCCGAGUCAUCUUUGGCGUAGCGGGCCUCGAGCGAGAGACGGCGUCGGGCAAGAAACUCGACCGUAACGAGCAGGGCAAGGUCGGGCGGCUGAUAUUUGAUCCGAGCUUCUCGCUCGCCCCGCCGGCGGCGCAGCAGUUCCUCGUCGACUUUUGCGCACAGGUCAAGGCGGCGACGUGCGCGUCGUGCGGGACGACGCCGUCUGUGGGCAAUCUCGUCCUGCAAAGCGGGCUCGACGACUCGCGGUGCUUCAUGACCGAGUUUGCGGCGUGGGUGACGACAGUUCGCAACGGAAGCUUCCCCGUGGCAGCCGAUGCGUUCAACAGCGAGCUGGCGGCGUUUCUGGAGACGCCUGACGCAGUGUCGAUCCGAUCCGGGCGCGACGUACUGCUUGACGCGAACGGAGUGCCGCUGUAUGCCGUGCUCAACUUUGUGACGCCCAUCAACGUGGUGGAGAGCAACCCGGUGAUGCGCAAGUGGUUCGAUGUGUGGGUGGGCGUGACGGCAUCCGCUCAGCCGCCGGCUAGCCUCACCACCCGGUUUGCCACCCUCGGCGCCGGCGCCUCGCCCGAGUCGUUUGCCUGGAUGCGGACCUUUGAGCUCCUUGUGGCCUCGGUCUACACCACGCUUGCGAUCUCACUCGCGCUUGCGUUCGGCAUGCUGGUGCUUGCGACAGCGAACGUUCUGCUGGCCAUCCUCGCCUUUGUGGCCCUCGUCACCAUUGCCGGUGCCAUCGUGUCGACCAUGGUUGUCUUUGGCUUCACCCUCGGCGUCAACGAGUCGCUCGGCCUCGUCAUUUGCGUCGGCCUCGCCGUCGACUACACGGUCCAUCUGGCGCACUCGUACAACGAGUCCGAGGCGAGCGGGCAUCUCCCGCGUGCGCGGCAGGCGUCGCGGAUGCGGCUGCUCAAAACCCAGUACGCGCUGACCGAGAUGGGCGUCUCCAUCGUGGGCGGUGCGGUGACGACCCUCUCCUCGGGCGCCAUUCUGGUCUUCUUCUGCAAGCUGCUCUUCUUCAAGCGCUUCGGCUCACUCAUCUUUAUGACCAUCCUCUGCUCGCUCUUCAUCUCGAUGCUCUACCUCGUCUCGCUCCUCUUCACUCUCGGCCCGCUUGGCAACGCCGGUCGCAUCAAGGUUGCCCUCCGCUGGGCGUAUGUCAAGAUGGGCGGGAAGAGCGGUGCCGUCCUCCGAUGGCUCGCGUGA